Neomonachus schauinslandi (Hawaiian monk seal) is the source of this 3020-nucleotide messenger RNA. It is a transcript of the gene POMT2, whose product is annotated as protein O-mannosyltransferase 2. The record is from RefSeq and is a predicted model, not a curated record. Gene Ontology annotation, cellular component: membrane; endoplasmic reticulum. Gene Ontology annotation, molecular function: dolichyl-phosphate-mannose-protein mannosyltransferase activity. The coding region runs from base 26 to 2278 and encodes 750 amino acids. Lineage: Eukaryota; Metazoa; Chordata; Mammalia; Carnivora; Phocidae. Gene Ontology annotation, biological process: protein O-linked glycosylation via mannose. The transcript has 21 exons.
GAGGGCGAUCCUGAGGAGGGGCAGGAUGCCGCCGGCGGUGGGCAGAGGCCCGGCAGGGUCCGAGCUGCGCCCCCGGCGGGGCCGCUGUGGGCCCCAGCUUACUAGGGCUGUGGGCCCGGACGUGGCCGCCGAGCUUACAGCGCGGAGCCCCAAACGGCCUGCUCGGGGCUCGCGGCGCUUCGAGGCAGCCGGCCGGUGGGCCCUGCUGGCCCUGGUGACGCUGCUGUCCUUCGCCACCCGCUUCCACCGUCUGGACGAGCCGCCACACAUCUGUUGGGAUGAGACUCACUUUGGAAAGAUGGGAAGCUAUUAUAUCAACCGCACCUUUUUCUUCGAUGUGCACCCACCUCUGGGAAAGAUGCUGAUAGGUCUUGCUGGCUACCUGAGUGGGUAUGACGGGACUUUUUUGUUCCAGAAGCCUGGGGACAAAUAUGAACAUCACAACUACAUGGGAAUGAGAGGAUUCUGUGCUUUCCUCGGUUCCUUGCUGGUUCCCUUUGCCUACCUCACUGUAUUGGAGCUGUCCAAGUCCCUCCCCGCAGCACUGCUCACCGCUGCCCUCCUCACUUUUGAUACAGGAUGCCUUACUCUGUCCCAGUAUAUCCUCCUUGAUCCAAUCUUGAUGUUCUUCAUCAUGGCUGCCAUGCUGAGCAUGGUCAAGUACAACUCCUGUGCCGACAGGCCCUUCUCUGCCCCCUGGUGGUUCUGGCUCAGCCUGACUGGCAUUAAUCUGGCUGGUGCUUUAGGGGUCAAGUUUGUUGGCCUCUUUAUCAUCCUGCAAGUGGGGUGGAACACCAUUUCAGACCUUUGGCACCUGUUUGGAGACCUCAGUCUUUCAGUGGUGACUGUGGGGAAACACCUGACUGCUCGCAUCCUGUGCCUCAUAGUGUUGCCGCUGACUCUCUACACGGCCACUUAUGCUGUUCACUUCAUGGUGCUGAACAAAAGUGGUCCUGGCGAUGGCUUCUUCAGUUCUGCCUUCCAGGCCCGGCUUUCAGGCAACAACCUUCACAAUGCUUCCAUCCCCGAACAUCUGGCCUAUGGCUCCGUGAUCACCGUGAAGAACCUGCGGAUGGCCAUCGGCUAUCUCCACUCCCACAGGCACCUCUACCCCGAGGGCGUCGGUGCCCGCCAGCAGCAGGUCACCACCUAUCUGCACAAGGACUACAACAACCUGUGGAUUAUCAAGAAACAUAACACAAACGCAGAUCCCCUGGACCCUUCAUUCCCAGUAGAGUUUGUAAGACAUGGAGACAUCAUUCGGCUAGAACACAAAGAGACUUCUCGGAACCUGCACAGUCACUAUCAUGAGGCCCCCCUGACCAGGAAGCACUAUCAGGUCACUGGCUAUGGCAUAAAUGGGACAGGAGAUUCAAAUGAUUUCUGGCGGAUUGAGGUUGUAAACAGAAAAUUUGGAAACCGGAUCAAAGUGCUGAGAAGUCGCAUUCGCCUCAUCCAUCUGGUCACAGGUUGUGUCCUGGGCUCCUCAGGAAAGGUCUUGCCCAAGUGGGGCUGGGAACAGUUGGAAGUUACUUGCACCCCAUACCUAAAGGAAACCCUCAACUCUAUCUGGAAUGUGGAGGACCAUAUCAAUCCCAAAUUGCCAAACAUCAGCCUGGACGUGCUGCAGCCCACUUUUCCUGAGAUCUUGCUGGAGUCCCACAUGGUGAUGAUCCGGGGGAACAAUGGCCUCAAACCCAAGGACAAUGAGUUCACAUCCAAACCCUGGCACUGGCCUAUCAACUAUCAGGGCCUGCGCUUCUCAGGGAUCAAUGACACAGACUUCCGCGUGUAUCUGCUCGGCAACCCGGUGGUUUGGUGGCUGAAUCUGUUGAGCAUUGCCCUCUACCUCCUCUUGGGGAGCAUCAUGGCUGUAGCUGUGCAGAGAGGGGCACGCCUGCCUGCAGAGGUUGAAGGGCUGUCCCAGGUCCUGCUGCAAGGAGGCGGUCAGCUCCUGCUCGGCUGGAUGCUCCAUUACUUCCCAUUCUUCCUGAUGGGCCGGAUCCUCUACUUCCACCACUACUUCCCAGCCAUGCUCUUCUCCAGCAUGUUGACAGGGAUUCUGUGGGAUACUCUCCUGCAGCUCUGUGCCUGGAGUCUGGCCUCCUCUUCCCUGGCCAGGGGCAUAUAUGCGGUGGGACUCCUGAGCCUGCUCCUGGGAACUGCCUACAGCUUCUACCUCUUCCACCCUCUGGCUUAUGGGAUGGUCGGUCCCCUAGCCCAGGACCCCCGAAGUCCCAUGGCAGGACUAAGGUGGCUUGAAUCAUGGGACUUCUGAGGCUACUGCUACUCCAGCCAGAAUCCAGGAACUUUCUGGGGACAGCCAGCUGUGCAGCCAGACCCUCCCAGCUGUGGGCAAAGCUGCCCGAGGAGCCUGAGGAAUUCUGCUGCCUGCCAGGACCAAGCUCUGGGAGCAUACCUGGAAUUUAGCCCAGCACUAGGGAGAGCCGCAGCGCUGUCUGCAGAGAUCCCACCGCUGGGAAUGGCUCAGCAACAGCGGACAUCUCUCAGGCCCGUUUCCCCGAGUGUGCAACAUAGGAUGAGUGUGUGAGAGAGUGGGCGUGAGUGUGUGGGAGUGGGAGGGUUCGUUUGUCCAUACACCUGUGGAAUAUAGACCGUGACUGUGGACAGCUGAGUGUCAUAAACUGUAAGAAAUAGUCCAGGGCUAUAGUAGUAUUUUCUGGUAUUUCUUUCACACUGGAUUUGGCUUGAAAGCAAGAGCCAUCAAAAAUUCUCUGACCUCCAAUAAGGCUGAGCUCACUGGCCCCACUUUGGGAUAUCACCAAGGGCGGAGCAGAUGGGGCCAUCAAAGCUGUGCGGGCCUUCUCCCCACAAACAAAUAGAGCUGAGCGCCCCUGAGCUGGAGGGCCUCCCAGCUGCUUCCCGGUGUGGGGAGGAGGGCAGCUGCUGGGAGGUCUCUGGGGCAGCAGGUGGCUGCACUCCCUGCAGUGUGCACAGAGGACGGGGCUCUGGAGUGAGGCAGCCGAGCACUCACCAGCCCUCGGUUCCUUGCUCUCUGA